Molecule: messenger RNA, 3100 nt
Organism: Guyanagaster necrorhizus
Lineage: Eukaryota; Fungi; Basidiomycota; Agaricomycetes; Agaricales; Physalacriaceae
Exons: 4
Coding region: 240-2831 (863 amino acids)
Cellular component (GO): Z disc; nucleus
Molecular function (GO): transcription coregulator activity
Source: RefSeq, a predicted model, not a curated record
GCCGGAUUGGCGGACUGGCUUCUUACCACGACCUUGGGUUAACGGUUCAGACCUUGGUUGUUCGCCGCCUUGGUUUCCCGUUGCCAAAGUCCUGUCUCCCUCCCUUUCCCCGAAGGCUGACCUUAUCCUAUCUCUCUGCUAUUCUGUGAUUCCAACCAUUCCUUUUCACUACCACCAUCAGCGCUGGCCGUACCUUCUCACAUUGCCCUCCCUGCCCUGUGGACGUGGACCAUCCCGCCAUGAUGGCCUCGCUCCUCAGCUCGACGCCGGCAAACCCACCAGGUCGCAUAUCCCAGCUGCUGCCCACCGUGAAAUGCUCAAACUGCCAUCAGCCUGUCCCAUUAGCAGACCUGGGCGAGCAUAUAUGCGUCAAGCCGCCACCACUACCGCCUAUCCCAAAGCCGGCGUCCCCUGCACCUUCAGCUCCGUCAGGCUUGUCCCAGCGACUACAGAGCUUAAUAUCGUCACCAAAACCUAACAGUAUAUCUUUACCCGCUAGUCCCCCUUCCCGCCCUUCUCCUCCAGCUCAGCCGCGUCCUACCAGUCGCUCAGCCCCAUCACAACGUCCUACACCUACACCCCAACAUCGCUCUACCCCAUCAACCGCCAGUGAACACCUACGAGCGCGCACCACCUCUGGGCCAUCAUCUACUCCAAACAGAUCCAGUCCUUUGGCUCGCCCUGACCCAGACAGACGCGACACGUCGUCUUCAGCCAGUCGACAAGACCUCUCCGCGCUGUCUACUAAUUCCUCAUUCCGUUCCAGGACGCCUUCAUCUGAUUUUCGUACGCGCACCGUCUCCACCAGCUCUAGCAGCUCAUCACCGAGCACUGCUCGUCCUUCGUUCAUCUCUACUAGGGAUUCCCCUUCACCCCAGCCGCAGUCACCGCCUAAAUCUCUAACACCACAGCCUGUCGUUCCGUAUGUCGGGCCUCAAAUUGAUACCAAAAUCGGCGGAGAAGCGGGCAUGGCUGGUGUUGGCCGUCGUGGUUUUGCUGCUGCAGCUCGGGCAACAGUAUUUCUCGCGCCGCAACCUCCACGCGAGAGGAGUCGUGAUAAUGCUCCUCAAUUUCUGGAUAUUGCUGCUGCUUUGAGUUCGAACGCCACUCCUCCUUUAUCUCCGGGAUCCGGAUAUUCCUCGACAUCUCCAGGUCCUGUUUCACCACUAUCCCAAUUCCAUUCCCCUAUCCUUUCUUCCAAGCCGCCUUCACCCACCGCUCUUAAUGUCAAUAACGAUGCCAGUCCAAUAUCGCCGCUUGCCAUACGCCUCCCCUUCCCCGAUAAAUUUCGCAAAUCUGUUACGCCUAUUGAUACCAGCUCGAUACCUAUACCUAAUACUCCGUCGACAGCGACAUCUCGUACUCGCUCUAGAACCUCUUCCUCUACUUCCCGGAAUCAUGCCCCCGCGCGUUCUGUCAGUCGAAGCACAACCGCUUCACGGCGUGAUGAUCAUGUCCCCACAUCCCCCAGUUCCGGAUCAGAAUAUGGCUUAGCUUACGCUGAUUCCACAGAUUACGAAGAUGAUCGAGACGUCGAUUUCAACACUAAAACGAAAGCCAACCCCCCUCCUCCACUUCCCCUAACCACUUCCAUCCUCCGAUCCACCUCUCAGACCAGCCAGCAAAGUCACAUUCGUUUUCCGUCAGCCUCGGAUCAUGAUCGUUCGACUAAACAGCCAUCACCACAUCAGAAGAACUCUGGUUCUGUGUCGUCUGUCUCUGGUGCCGAUGCUGCUGCUGGAAUAGGGAGGGAUAGGAGCAAUUCUUCUCUUAUCGCUCAGGCACUUGGGCUUUCUCAAACACCGCCGAGUAAUUAUGGACGGCUUGGUGGACCGCCUUCACGUAGUGCCAGUGGAAGUAGCAGUGGUAGCCGUAGCGCUUACUCCCGUAGUACUUCGGUGUCCUCUGGGGCCGGACUGGGUAUGAUUUCGCAAUCCUCUUCUAGUCUGACCACCGGUAAACUGGAAAGGGCGAUGGAGACACUAUUGGAGGACGUUACAUCGGAUGAUUUGCGAAAGUCCUUGUCCACAAGCAAGUCCACCGGGAAACAAGGAUAUUUCAACAAAGAGGAUGGUAAUGAUACGAGGACCUCAACUGUGCCAAUACCGUAUCGGAGUAAUACGAUGCAGAUGACGAGCAGUCCAGAGAGUAAAGCUGUGAAGCUGCCGGCGCGCGCGAGGACGGAGAAGGAGCGGUCCUCAGAUUUGGAGAGAGUGCGGAAGGGAAAGGAAGGGCUGCGUGGUAUAGAGCGACCGGCCAAGAAGGUUCGGAUUUGUGUGCGCUGUGAUAAGAGAAUCGAGGAUGGGAGGUGGAUACAGGUUGACACUGGAGGUGUACUUUGCGAGCAGUGUUGGAAGAAUAUGUAUUUGCCCAAAUGUCGUCGUUGUAAUUUACCUAUAGAGAAACAAGCAAUAUCGUCGUCCGACGGUCAACUUAAAGGAAAGUAUCAUAAAGACUGUUUUAAUUGUCAUAUAUGCCACAAAUCAUUUCCCGACAAGACGUUCUACGUAUUUGACGGCCGACCGUUAUGUGCUUAUCACUAUCACGAAGCCAAUGACUCCUUAUGUGCUGCUGCUCCUUGUGGCCAGCCCAUCGAAGGACCGUGUGCCGUCUCGCAUGCGGGAGAUCGGUACCAUCCUGAACAUCUUUUAUGCGAACAUUCCGGAUGUCACGAGAAGCUGGAGGAAUACUGGGAAGUAGAUGGGCGAAUGCUGUGUGAGCUACAUGCGAGGCACGCGAACGACGUGGAUGAUUAUGCGGCGAUAAAAUCUACGAGGCGAGUGACAAGAUUUAUCGACGUAGCUGGUGCGUCUGAACUUGGACUGAGAUGAACAUUCUACAUUGCAUCUUAAUUUAUUUCUCACUUUUUCCUCUCACACUCUGCGGCUGCAACGGACCAUUUAUCUCUUCACAAUUUCGCAUACCAUCAUUUUGCUGUAUCUAAUUGUAGUUCACCUUAAUUCUACAUUCGUUCGUUUUCACCGUUUUGGGACUUUAUCCAUAUUUUUUGUGUUUGAUUUAUUAUGCUUCCAUGUAACUUAGCAUCUGUUCUGUAAAUACUUUAAGUAUACUUGGACCGACACGACUCUUGACACUUUUC